GAGGAUUUUUAUAAAAACGCAUCCAUGGUUUCCCUGUCAUGAAUUCGUUCGUUACUUCUUCGUCGACUCCAAUUGACCAUGAUUACGCCUGCUGCCGACAAUCCAAACCGUCUAAAGAACGAAGCGGCUCCUUCUCCGGUCGGUUUAAAGAAUGUGCCCGCUACCCAGCAGGCCAUCAGCUUGCAACUUCAGGGAGAGGUGCCCAAGUGGGUCAACGGUAUCAUGUAUCGCUCGGGGGCGGGAAGAUACAAUAUAUUGUUGGACAAUGGGGACACGCAUCAUAUCAGUCAUCCGUUUGACGGUCUAGCGAUGCUUCAUCGGUUCGAGAUCAAUGGUGAGACGCAGACUGUCAAAUACAGUUCUCGCCACACUUCGCACGGUGUGGAGCGGCGUAUCGGUGAAAGAGAUCCCACCUUGCUGACGUUUGGUCCUGAUCCUUGCAAAACCAUCUUUGGACGCAUGCAAACGGUGUACCACCAUAUUUCAAGAUUUGGGUCCAAUGCCAAGCUGCAAGAGAACGACCCCGAGUUUGAUAUGGUCAAUGUCACCAUCACACCGAAUUUUCCCCUUGGGGAACGACUGGAAGCCGAAACGGGGAUUCCCCGAGGACAAGCGCUGGUCAUCAAACGGGAUGCCAAUACACUUCAGGUCGUUGAUAACACCACGUUGGAACCUAUCAAAAUGUUCACCUAUGGCCAUAUCAGUGACAAGCUUCAGGGGCAACUAUGUGCUUCUCAUCAUCAGUAUGACGAAGAAACGGAUGAAUACGUGAAUUUCAUGGUCAAACUUGGUCCCUUUCCAUCGUUUCAACUCUUUAUUCUGGGACCGUACCUUCCCAAUCCUUCGCAGCCGCCACCGGAGCCACGUUUGUGCGAACCCAUCUGGCGUCACUUGGGGGCCUGGAAAACGAUGCAGCCACUCAAACCUGCGUACAUCCAUUCGUUUAGCCUCACCAAGAACUAUAUCAUCAUCCCCAACUUUCCUUACUACUACUCUUUUGGCGGUUUAUCUGCGAUCUACUACUCGUGCGCGUAUCAAACCUUUUACUGGGAUGAGACGCGGCCUACUUUGUUUCAAGUGGUGGAUCGUCACACUGGUCGCCAUAUCGCGACUUAUGAUGCGGACCCCUGUUUUGCUUUCCACAGUGCGAAUGCGUGGGACGAAGAGAUCAAGCUACCCGGUGGCGGGACCGAACAUGUGAUUUACAUGGACUAUUGUACGUAUGAAAAUACCGACAUUGUGGAUGCCAGUUUUGAACUGGGCAAACUUUCUUCAGGCGACAUUGACCUGGCUCAAGUGGCACCGGCCAAGUUUGUGAUCAAGAAGCAUACCAGAGACAAGAAGAACCAUGCAAUUGCUCCCUCGCAAGUCCGAAGAUAUCGUCUGGGCCACGUGCCUUCUCCGUCCUCAUCGAAGCGCUGGACGCCCGAUGCGUGGAGCUUUGGUCUCGAAUACAACAAACGACGCGUGGCUUCGUAUUCCGUACUUGGGUACGAUUUGGAAUUGCCACGAUUCAAUCCUCGAUAUAAUCUACGUCCCUAUCGUUACCUGUGGGGAGUCUGUGAAUCACGUCAUGCGCCUUCGUACGCUUCGGGAGCCGUGGUGAACGGAUUGAUCAAACUGGAUCUCAACCGACCUUACGAAGGAAAGAAUACCGACGAGAAAAGCUCGGCCAAAAUAUGGGACGAACCCGGCAGCUCUUGUUCUGAACCAAUCUUUGUACCGAAUCCAGAAGGCACGGCCGAAGACGACGGCGUGAUUUUAUCCACCGUGAAUACCAUUGACCAAGACAAGCAAGAAUCACACUAUCUUUUAAUUCUUGACGCUGCUACCAUGGCCGAACUGGGACGCACCACAUUGGGUACUUUCCAUGCCACCACGAUCCACGGCAGCUUUGUCGACAUUCACGGUAAAGGUGUCGCUGUGAACUGAUGCUCCU
Molecule: messenger RNA, 1939 nt
Organism: Radiomyces spectabilis
Lineage: Eukaryota; Fungi; Mucoromycota; Mucoromycetes; Mucorales; Radiomycetaceae
Product: putative carotene oxygenase
Exons: 3
Coding region: 79-1932 (617 amino acids)
Biological process (GO): carotene catabolic process
Molecular function (GO): carotenoid dioxygenase activity
Source: RefSeq, a predicted model, not a curated record